GUCACUGGAUUAUUGCUGGAUGAGCUCGUGUUGUCUUCUUUUAGCGCUCUAAACGAAUUUCCAGUAUUUAUUAAGGAAAUUAUUCCACUAUAAUUUAUAUUAUUUAGAUUUUCGUCAUAUUGGAUUGAGUACGCGUGUUUUCACUUUUCACCUUUCGGGGCAUUCACCUUGUCCUCCUUAUCGGUCACAUGAGACUCCAUAAACAACAGUGAAUGCAUCUGACCAGUAACUAAAAUGUCUGCAUUUGCUUUAAGGUCGGCGUCAGUCAAGAUCCUAACAGGACUUUCACCCUGUCUUUGGUUUGCACGCAGCAAGUUUACCAGAACAAGAAUUUCACCAGAGCUCAUCGCAUCGUGGUCUCGGAAUCACGACAAAUACGGCGGCGAUCCCGAGCAGCCUCACAAACUCCACAUCGUGACGCGGGUCAGGAGCACGAUGAGACGGCCGUACUGGGAGAAAGACAUGGUGAAGCAGUUGGGCCUCCAGAAGGCGAAUGUGCCCGUGAUCCACAAGAACACACCUUCGCUCAACCACAGACUCAAGUUCAUCAAACAUCUUGUCAGGAUUGAGCCUUUGAGGACUCCGUACGGGCUCCCCGGCGAGCAGGACAUGGCCGACAGCUACAUCAACACCAAAGGAGAGCUGAUCGUCCGACGCCUGCUGACGCCACUCCAGCCAAAAGCCAUAAAGUCUUAGUGCAUGCACACAAGUAUAUCAUAUAUAGUAUACGAUAUAUAAGAUAAUAAAACAUGCUUCUGCGUACAUUGUA
This is a messenger RNA of Syngnathoides biaculeatus (alligator pipefish), 769 nucleotides long. RefSeq names its product mitochondrial ribosomal protein L30 (gene mrpl30). Gene Ontology annotation, molecular function: structural constituent of ribosome. The record is from RefSeq and is a predicted model, not a curated record. The transcript has 5 exons. Gene Ontology annotation, cellular component: mitochondrion; large ribosomal subunit. Lineage: Eukaryota; Metazoa; Chordata; Actinopteri; Syngnathiformes; Syngnathidae. Bases 235 to 696 code for a protein of 153 amino acids. Gene Ontology annotation, biological process: translation.